This is a messenger RNA of Saccostrea cuccullata (small rock oyster), 1020 nucleotides long. RefSeq names its product protein draper-like. The transcript is spliced from 6 exons. NCBI's taxonomy places the organism in Eukaryota, Metazoa, Mollusca, Bivalvia, Ostreida, Ostreidae. The record is from RefSeq and is a predicted model, not a curated record. Gene Ontology annotation, molecular function: scavenger receptor activity. The annotation marks the transcript as partial.
GUCCAGGUAAUUGGUAUCAUCGAUUUGCAGGAUUUUAUCUUUACGUUUCCAAUACAACGUCACGAAAAGCCGGUCAUCUUUGUUUUCAUGAGAUACAAGCAUUGGAUCGCACACCAACAGAGGACCAGAGGAUCAACUGUUCAAUACACGGAAGAUACGUCAUAUACUACAACGAAAGGAGACCGGAUGUGUCUUAUCCUAGUUAUUAUUCCAGAUAUGCAUUUAAUGAACUUUGUGAAUUAGAGGUUUACGGUUGCUUGAACUCUACAUAUUAUGGAGAAACUUGUAACAAAUCAUGUCCUGUUAACUGUCUGGAGGCUAAGUGUGACGUCUUUACAGGGGACUGUCUAGGAUGUGUGCCAGGGUAUCAAGGUCCUCGCUGCAGUCAGGUUUGUAAUCAACUUUACUAUGGACAAGACUGCUCUUCCUCUUGUGGUUACUGUAGUAACGGGGAAACCUGUCACCAUGUAAACGGGACGUGCCUCAAUGGAUGUAAUGAGGGAGUGGAAGGGGAUAAUUGCCAGAAUGCUUGCCAAGCAGGAUAUUACGGACGUGAUUGUAGACAUGUUUGCAGUGAGAACUGCGGAGUAACCAAUCAAUGUAAUAGAUUUACAGGAAAGUGUGAUGGAGGCUGCAAAAAGGGAUGGAAGGGAAUUCGAUGUGAACAAAAAUGUGACAGUGGAAUGUUCGGUAAUAACUGCAGUCAGAAAUGUGGUCAUUGUCUUAAUGAUACACAGUGUCAUCACAUCAAUGGUUCCUGUUUAGAAGGGUGUGACCCGGGGUACGAGGGACAGCUCUGUUUAAAUGUGUGUCAAGAGGGAUCAUUCGGCAGAAAUUGUGACAAAAAUUGUAAAGUAUUUUGUGGAGGCAACGAAUCCUGUGACCCAAUCACUGGUUUCUGUCACAGCGGGUGUAAGGAUGGGUGGAACGGGCCUCUUUGUAGCCAAGGUAAGGAAUAUAAUGAUAUAUAUCCACACCCGACCGAUUCACAUGACGUUCAUAAACCCUCUGCUCACUUAU